UUGUUACUUAAUUGUGUGAAAUAUUUGCGUACGAAAUACAGUGAAGUAGAAGGUAGCAUAAAUGUAUCUCCUUUAUUAAAUUCCAUUUAUGUCUCAAUGUCAAUAUGUCCCAAAAAUGUCUGAAGUUAAACCACAGGUUACUCAUGGAAACAAAGGGGGACGUUAAAAAUGUCCAAUCCAGUUAAAAAAUUGAAACAAGGAGAAAAAUCGCUCCUGAAAUCCAGAGAAUUACAGAGAAAGGCGUCCAAUGAUCUCAGGAGGCUCCAGUCCCUGCUCGCCAAAGGCAUUCCCAGGCAAGAGGUGGCCGCGCUGAGUCACAGUAAAGCACGCAGCAGUGGAGUCAGCAGAUCUCCAGGCCUGCAUGCUCCAAAAGAUACCAGCAGACAGAGGAGUGAGAGUGACUUCUCCAGCGAAGCAUCUGAACUGGACAAAUUCAGCAUCACAUACAGAGACCAAAGAUGUUUCAGCAGCCACCCAUUGCAGAAACUCUUCUCUGAAAUCCUAACGUCUUUGGUGAAGAACAGACUCUGCAGUGACUGGAUUGACCAUGCUCUGCCUGAGUCUGUCCUCAGAGUUCUGAUCUGUCUACGAUUACUGAUUAGAGAUCCUCACCAUCAGAAAAUCCUCCAUCAGCUCCAAGGCAUCAAUUUACUUGCCAGGUAUAUGGAGCAUGUCACUGUCAUGUACAUAUCGUGUGGUGAACAGGCGUUUGCUGUGCAGAAGCUGGUCACAAUGACCUACAUGUUUCAGAAGCUGUCUGCCGUUGAAGAUCAAAGGGUCUGGGUCAUCCAUAGCGGCGCUCACAGGACCUUGGUGAAGCUCCUCUCAACAACAGAUGGCAGUGUGCUGCUGGGGGCCCUGCUGGCACUCACCACUUUGGCUGAGAGCCCAGAAUGCAAGGAGAAGAUUGGCGAGCUAACCAUUGUUGAGAACCUACUUCUAAUACUGCAAGAAUAUGACCUGCUUUCAAAGAGAAUGGGUGCGGAGCUGCUGAGGCUCCUGUCUCCGGUGUGGCAGGUGAGGGAGCAGCUGAGGGGGCUGGAGGGUUUGCCGGUGCUGCUGAGCCUGCUGAACGCUCAGCACCUGAAGCUGCUGUGGAGCGUGGCCUGGGUCCUGGUCCAGCUCUGUGAGGACCCCGACACCAGGGCGGAGAUCCGGAGCUGGGGCGGGGUGCAGCAGCUUCUCCGGCUGCUCCACAGUGACAGGCAGUACAUCUGUGACCGCUCGUCCAUCGAGACGCUCUCCAGCGCCAACGCAGCCGGCCGAAUCCACAGAGAGCACAUCAGAGAGGAGCUGAGCCCUCAGGAGGACGAGGACAACACCAUGGCCCUGCAGUCAGCCUGCUGUACGGUUCUGACUGAGCUGAGUCUGGAUGACACAUCUGCUCACCACAUUGUGCAGGAAAAUGGGGUCUAUAUAAUCGUAAAGUUGAUUUUACCACAAAACCAAAGACCGAAGCGCACAUCUUUACAGUGCUAUGCAUUUCGGACCCUCCGGUUUCUCUUUAGUGUGGAAAGAAACCGACAUCUGUUUAAGAGACUCUUUCCCACAGAUCUCUUCGAGUUGUUUAUUGAUGUUGGACAUUAUGUGCGGGACCUCGCGGCCUACGAGGGGCUGCAAACCAAAGUUUCACUGUACACUGAAGAGGAAGUGGACAGUCUAAAAGAGAGCAUAGAGACUGUGGACCAGAACCGACCUCCCCUUAAAGUCAUCAACGGUUACUCCAUACUGGACCAUCUGGGCACCGGCGCCUUUGGAAGCGUCUUUAAGGUCCGAAAGCAGAGUGGCCAGAACCUCCUUGCUCUGAAAGAAGUGAACCUCCAUAACCCGGUGUUUGGCAAAGACAAGAAGUCGAGAGACAAUAACGUGGAGAAUAUAAUCUCUGAGCUCACGAUCGUCAAAGAACAGAUGAUGCACCCAAACGUUGUUAAAUAUUACAAGACAUUUUUGGAAGGCGACAGGCUGUACAUUGUGAUGGAGCUGAUCGAGGGAGUGCCACUGGCUGAACAUUUCAACUCUCUGAAGGAGAAGCAGCAGAAAUUCACAGAAGACAGACUUUGGAAUGUUUUCAUACAGAUGUGUCUGGCACUGAGGUACCUGCACAUGGAAAAGAGAAUAGUUCACCGCGACCUCUCGCCUAACAACAUCAUGCUGGGGGAGAAGGACAAAGUCACCAUCACUGACUUUGGCCUCGCCAAGCAGAAACUGGAGAACAGCAAGCUGACUUCGGUGGUCGGCACCAUCCUUUACUCCUGUCCAGAGGUGGUGAAGAAUGAGCCAUAUGGAGAGAAAGCAGACGUCUGGGCUUUGGGCUGCAUCCUCUACCAGAUGGCCACUUUACAGCCUCCGUUCUACAGCACUAACAUGCUGUCACUGGCCAGCAAGAUUGUAGGGGCCGUCUACGAGCCAAUUGAAGAAGGAGCUUUCUCAGAGAGAGUCACAGAUAUGAUCAGAUGGUGCUUGAGUCCAGAUCCAGACCGGCGGCCCGACAUUGUGGCCGUCACCACGAGGAUCUCCGACCUCAUGAUGAGGCUGAUGGACGACCUCUACACUUCCCAGAAUGCACUGGAAAGAAGAGCAGAGAGAGACAGGAAACGAGCGCAGAAGUACUUCCUGGAGAGGCACAAAAGCAAGACAAACUGCUGUCACUCGAACCCGUCUCAGGAAAAAUGCCUAAUAAAUAUUGAAUAUCCAACUCCACGGUCUUCUGGGGCCGGUAGUUCAAACCACAGUGAACAAGAUGAGGCAUCAGAUGGAGAUGAUGAGCAAUGCAACAUCACUAAAGGAAAACACUACGGACUAACUUCCAGUGCCUGUGUUACGCCUGACCGAAAUCAGUCUAGUGGGGAUUCUGCUGCUGCCAACAUUAAACCAAGACCAGUGUUAGCAGGGAUCUGUGUUUCCCAGAAGAAAGUCCGGCAGAUUGAUGAUCCCAUCCAGAGGCUCCUCGUGCAGCUGCACAAAAUUAUUUACAUCACUCAGCUUCCACCAGCUUCGCACCGCAACAUCAAACGACGUGUCAUUGAAAGAUUUAAAAAGUCUCUGUUCCAAUUUGGGAGUGAUCCAUACAACCUGAAAGUGCAGCUCAGCAAGCUCCUCCAGGCCUCUCCAGAGCUGAUGGAGUUAGGCUCAGCCUCUUCAGACUGGUGGCCUCUGCUCCACCACUUCUCAGGAGAGGCUAAUGCUGACAGCUCAGAUGACGGGAAUCUUAAAGACGGAGUCACCUAUCAGCAGAUGCAGGGGAUCAUAGAGGAACUGCUGGAGGAGAACAGCUACUACGAAGCAACCCAGCAGGAUAACAGAGAAAAGAGAUGACAGAGGAACCAAUUAACCCUUGUUCAUUUGCAUCCUUUAACACAAGCAGUGGGAAAAACACAUUUUAUUUAAGCAUGGAAGCAACGUAACUCAAAAACUAAGUAUGUUCUUCUCUUUAUUACUCAGCUUAGUCCAUGCUGUGGUAAGGCGGCUGUAACAUGGUCCAUCCCUCUCAGCCUGCAAAUAGCAAUUAAUCCAUUUUUGGUUGAUAAAAUCUGUCACACCGUGUUUUAAUGUUAACGUUAAUGUUAAUCACUUUCCUAAAAUCCAUAAAUUGGCCAAAAUAUUUUCUGUCGAUUGACUAAUCGUUGCAGCAACACCACACCUCUUUGGUUCUCAGGCAUUGAUUAUUUGUAAUAGUUUAGUGAACUGUGUGAAUCUAUGCAUGUACAUAUAUGUGAUAAUUGUUAUAUCCGGUUUGUAUUUAUUUCAGUCCAUGAAAAAUGUAUCACAUCAAAGAAACAACACACUAAACCUUAAACACUAUCCAAAGCUUUUUUUUCUUGUGUAAAGUUUCCCAUUUGUCAAAGAGUCUAGCUCUUUAAGUUCUCAGGACCAGACUCAACACUGUGACUGUUCAACCCCUCACUGCAUAACACCGCAUAUGUUUCAAAAUGCUCCAAAUCCAAACCUUCCUCUUAAUUACAAGUCAAAGGUUAUCAUUACUGCUGUUAAAAAAAUGAUUAACAUGUGAAAUAUACUGUGCUAAACUCACUGAAUGUUUUUACAGUCAUUUUGAAGAAUGGAGGGCAGCUUCAGGGACGCUUUCAUAUGCACUUUGAUCCAUACGGGAUUUAUCAGUAUAAUCUGUAGAAUAAGCUAUUUCAAAUGAUAUACCAAAUAAAUUA
This is a messenger RNA of Notothenia coriiceps (black rockcod), 4163 nucleotides long. It is a transcript of the gene nek10, whose product is annotated as NIMA-related kinase 10. Gene Ontology annotation, molecular function: protein binding; ATP binding; protein serine/threonine kinase activity. NCBI's taxonomy places the organism in Eukaryota, Metazoa, Chordata, Actinopteri, Perciformes, Nototheniidae. The record is from RefSeq and is a predicted model, not a curated record. Gene Ontology annotation, biological process: regulation of cell cycle G2/M phase transition; protein phosphorylation; positive regulation of MAP kinase activity. Bases 169 to 3315 code for a protein of 1048 amino acids. The transcript is spliced from 35 exons.